This is a messenger RNA of Babjeviella inositovora NRRL Y-12698, 525 nucleotides long. Its product is annotated as L-methionine (R)-S-oxide reductase. Bases 1 to 525 code for a protein of 174 amino acids. Gene Ontology annotation, molecular function: L-methionine (R)-S-oxide reductase activity; protein binding. The transcript has a single exon. Gene Ontology annotation, cellular component: cytosol. Lineage: Eukaryota; Fungi; Ascomycota; Pichiomycetes; Serinales. The record is from RefSeq and is a predicted model, not a curated record.
AUGACUCAUCACGCGGACUACUCAAACUUCGCCAAUACCCUGUCCAAGAAGGAUACUUUGGAACUUGUGGUCGAGUCGUACGCCGCUUUGGCUGACGGCCAAACAAACUGGGUUGCCAAUCUUGCCAACUGCGCUUCUUUGGUGCAUCAUGCGUAUCAUUCCUUGUCUGUUCCUGUUAACUGGGCUGGUUUCUACGUUCUCGACCCCAAGAAGGACAAUCAGCUCAUCUUGGGUCCGUUUAUGGGGAAGGUCGCCUGUCAGGUAAUUCCGUUCGACAAAGGUGUUUGUGGGACCGCUGCUGUCACUACACAAACCCAGCUUGUUUCAGAUGUCGAAAAGUUCCCCGGCCACAUUGCCUGCGACGGUGAGACCCAGUCUGAGAUUGUGUUACCGAUUUUGGACAAGGAAGGGAAGUUGAGAGGGGUAUUAGAUGUCGACUGUUUAGCGUUAAACGGAUUUAACGAGAUGGACCAAAAGAUCUUGGAGUCUUUGUGCAAGCUUAUUGGUGAGACUUGUGAGUGGUAG